Molecule: messenger RNA, 3741 nt
Organism: Epinephelus moara (kelp grouper)
Lineage: Eukaryota; Metazoa; Chordata; Actinopteri; Perciformes; Serranidae
Gene: cxcl12b
Product: chemokine (C-X-C motif) ligand 12b (stromal cell-derived factor 1)
Exons: 4
Coding region: 94-402 (102 amino acids)
Biological process (GO): chemotaxis; positive regulation of cell migration; immune response
Cellular component (GO): extracellular region
Molecular function (GO): chemoattractant activity; chemokine activity
Source: RefSeq, a predicted model, not a curated record
UAACACAGUGCAGAGCAGAGCUGGCGGUCACAGUUGCGCCCUGGAUUGUAGCAGAGAGAGUUCAGCCCUCCUGCAGCCUGUUAGCCCACCACCAUGGAUGUCAAACUGCUGGCACUGAUGGCUCUGCUGGCCGUGGCCACACAUGUACCAACCUCCAACGCAAAGCCCAUCAGUCUGGUAGAGCGGUGCUGGUGUCGUUCCACCCUCAACACGGUUCCGCAGCGCUCCAUCAAAGAGCUCAAGUUCCUCCACACGCCCAACUGCCCCUUCCAAGUCAUUGCCAAGCUGAAGAACAACAGGGAAGUCUGCAUCAACCCAGAGACCAAGUGGCUGCAGCAGUACUUAAAGAAUGCCAUUAACAAGGUGAAGAAAUCACGAAGACGCAAUAACAAGAAAAACUAAACACACAGGAAGACAAGUAUGUCAUCAGGCCUGGUGUCCCCGGGUCGAACCUGUAUACCUCCCUGUCACUGCUAUGGAUGUAUGUAAACACGCUGUAUGUACCCGUCCACCUCUCUGGACUGCUUGCAGAACCAGCACUUCACCGCCAAACCGUGCCGUCCCCAGCACCACCACCACCGACCCCUCUGGACACCCACGCAGUCACCUCCAACUCUCCAUGGUAGCAGCAAGUGCAAUUAUACCUUGGGAUGACGGGACACAUUCUCACAUCAGAUAUAUAUGUGUGUGUGUGAGCACUGGGCACGAGAGCGAUUGUGUGUGUGUUUGAAUGUGCAACAUAUGAACUCUUUUGUGUGUCAUAUAUAGAAUUUUCUUACUUCACACAGCCAGAGAGGAACAAUUUGAGCUUUCUGUCCCACGCAAGGCUUUGUGGGUAAUGCCACCUUCAUGUCACAUCAGAAAAAAUAUUUACAUCAGCCUCCCAGGAGGAAUAAUGAUUGGGAUUUUCUUGGCUGGUCAUGUCCUGUAUAUUAAAUUGUGCAGUUUUGCAAACUGAAGAAGUGUUUAAUUUAGAAACAUCAAAGGUCAAUGCACCCAAUUCAGUUAUUUUCACAGUAAUAUCUCCACUUGUGCUGCGUUAACAUGGAGUCAGGGAGACGGUAGACGGCAAACCGCAUAUCAUUUUACAUUUUUAAAAUUAUGUGAGGCUGGCAGAGAAUACUGGCAAUGGACACAGUAGACAUAAUUUCUGUCCAAAGCUAAAAUAUUGUCUCUCUGACUCCAUGUGAAUGUAGCAUUAUGAGUUUUUUUAAAGGAGUCACUGCUCGUAUUGUUCGUAUUUCUAAUUGCAGAUUAAACAAAAUGACUCAGGAUGGAGGUGUUACAGAUUUAAAUGUAAAAGUUUUCUCUGAUAAGAAGUGAAAGUGGCAUUACUCUAUCACUGAGAGGACCUGGGGCAGUAACAGGGGCUGGCCAAUGGGGUGAACCCCUCACAAGUAGUGACCAAUCAGGGCAGACGAUAUCAGAACAGAAUCUUGAAUCGUCUUCAAGAUUCGAGCUCCACCAACAGCAACAAAACUGACGGAGGCUCACACACACUGCUAAGAAGCAAGCACUGAUGUUGUGGUGCUAUAUAUCCAGUAUAAGGGGUCAGAGCCAUUGACAUAAUUAUAUUCCACUGUUUAUGUUUAUGCAAGAUUUAAGAUGGGAUGUUGUGACCCCUGUGUGUUAUAUACAAACACUACUAUGUUUUUUUAACCAGUCACAAAAUAUUUAAAGCGCCGUUAUAAGAGUCUGAAGUGGAAAGUGAAAUGGAAAGCUGAUGUUAUGCCAAGGCCAUACUGUACUGAUAAAUACUAUAAGAAAUGAAACACUUAUCAAUGCAUCUUUUUUUUAUGUUAUUGAACAUAUCAGUUAACUGAGACCAAACAUGCAACAUGAAGAAACCUGUGAAACCUCAGAGAGCACGACUUUAUAUUCUAUUUACUGUCAGAAAAAGGGAGAAGAUCAUCAUAAUUCUUUUUUUUUUUUUUUACACCUCAUUAAGGGACUGUAGGUAAAUGUAUGUCAUGACAAGAGAGCAAUUCAACUGCAGUAUUUUCAUACCAACACCUGUCCUUGGUAGGAAUGAAAAGCUAAUAAGUUGUCACAUUAAACAUCUGAAUGAGAAAUGGAACAUGGGGAAUGUUCACGGUGGCGAAAAGAAAGUUUUUGUUAAUCCUUUUUUUAUAUAUAUAUUUGAGCCACUUUAUUAUCAGAUGUGUCUUUUAAAUGUAAUUGUUUUAUUUUUAUAUUGUGUAUAAUCUUACUAAAUGCUUCUUUUCUAAUGCAAUGUACAGUAGGCGGUAGCUACUAAAUGAAGGCUAGUCCAUAAAAUGCAGGAAACAGUGUUACGCUUCAUUUUUAAGGUUUUAUGCAAUAUUUCACAUGUAGGCCUAUGUAAUGGUGUUACUACACAGUAUGCAAUGUUAAGGACUUUUUUAAAACUAAUUUUUUACAGUGUAGAUAAAAAGAAUAGCAGCCCAACACAUUAAAUAUCGUCCUCCUGGUUUUAUGUUCUGUCCGUCCUGUUUCCAUAUCAACUGAUCCGAGAUGUAACAACAGUGAACUGAAUAAAAUCUGUGAGGUUCAGCACACAGUGAUUGAAAACAAAAGCCGCUGUCAUUGUGUUACAUGAGUCAGGAAACUAUUCAGCCCACCAGUCGUCCCCACGAACACUUGAUUUGAUUUUUUAUAGUUUUACUGAGGUUGAUGGACGAUGUGUCAAUAGCCACGGAGCCAAAACAGAACAAAACCUUUGAGUCGAGAUCCAAGCGCCCAACAUGUGCUUUUAAUCUGGACACUCCCAGCACCCCACGGGCUUUCUUUUCACUUUCACUCAACUGUUGCAUAUUUUAUUUUUCCUCUCAAAUCGUAGUGGAGGUCAUGUUGGCUGUGGUCAAAUCCAUGGUCUUUGUUUUGCUUUACAUGGUCUGUUUGCUAAGUGCCUGAUCACAGGUGAUACUCAUAUCAAUUUGCAGCUAAUGGUGCAAUAAUCAUGUAAGUGUAAUUCACUUCCCAUUAAUGUAAUAGAAGUUAAUGCACAUUCAUUUUAUAUUAUUACACUCAUUUGUUUAAACACAUGGCUAAAUAAGAUAAAAAUGCUCCAGUUUCCAUAUAUGCUGAUAUGCAGUGAUAAAAGUCUGACUUUAUUCUUUGUGUAAAUUCAUCACAAAACCACCAGCCAUGCACAUUAGUUUAUUAACUAUAGAGUUACAUCCAGAAAAAAUGUGUAACUUUUUAAUUUAUAAUGUGAUAAUUAUCUCAAUAACAGGAAAAAUAUACUGCAUUACAUGUUGUAAAACGUAACUAACCACUCACUUUCAUUACUAAUUAUGUUCAUUUGUAAUAACAGGUCUUUAGUUUUAUUAAUCAGACAUUAACUCCUUUUAUGUUUAGUGCUGUGGCCCCUGCAGUGCUAGCGCCACUCUCACUGAACCGUCACUGCAGAGAAUAAAAAACUGUGUCAGACAAAUACAAAGUGUAGACUCCUUCAUCAUGGUGCAAACAGAGCUUUUACAGAAUGUUUCUGUGUUCAUUAUUGGGACCAAAUUCACAUUCAGGUUCACAUUUAUCGCCAUUCGUGUGUCGAUAAAUCCAUCAAAGUGGGUGCAUGUGUUUUCCUUUGGUCCCCGAGACAAUGUGAAAUCUUUCUUUUGAGGCAGCUUCUGACACAUAUUCUUCAUAUACGUGAGAUGUAUUAGAGUAUUAUUAUCUGUAUUGUCACUGUUUGUAAAGCAAGAGGCCGUAUUUUAGCUACGAUACUCAAGCCCUUUUUCAAUAAAGUCAUAUGAAAUUAAA